CUCGUUGCCAUGUGACGGACAUCGAGCGGCCAAGCUGAACAUAGACACAUGGUAAUCGAUACUUUACGAGAUUUUUGCCACUGACAGAUGUAUCAGUCAGGGCGAUUGUGGGCCUAAAGAGACGGUCUUUAUUUAGUCCAUCGUUGCAGGAACCACAUUAAACAAGUAGAAUGGCAGAGAAGAAAUACAAAGGAGCUCCCUUCGGGACACAAACAGCAAGGUUUGAUGUGUCUGCUGUCCAUCCUAAGAAUAAGAUGCCUGGUACUUUCACUCAGACACCAUACUGCAGAGUGUCCAUGGAAUCAUUGAACAGGACAAGAGGGCCUGGGAAAUAUGCUGUUGAAGUUGGUGGUUUCUCACCCAAGUCUGUGGAGGAGAGAGCAUCUGGUCCUGGCUGGGCAAGGCAGUAUGAAGUACAAAGAAUGGCUGCAAUGCCACAUCUACUGCAUAAAGAACAGUGGGAACUAAAAAGACUUUUGAAAAGAAAACUUGCCCCAGGAACAUACAAUAUCAAAGACUUUUUGGAAACAUCAGAUGAAAGACCAAGAAGUAUUUAUGGCAUUUGUGCAACGAAAGAACCAAGAUUUAGAAAUACUGUCACUAAUGCUACCCCUGGUCCUGGCACAUAUGGUAUUGGGGGAGUUCCACAUGCAGCCUUAGAACAGAAGGAAAUGGCAUCCACAAGUACAGUAGGAAUGCUGGAUGCUGUGUCCUCUAUGCCAAGGUCAUUGCCCUUAGUGGGCUCAGAUUUAGGACCAGGUAGUUAUAAUUUUGAAAGCUUCACAAAACAGCUUGAAAGGAAAGUGACCAGUCUACGUGGACCAUAUGAUCUUUUCUCAGGACAAAGAAAUAAGCCAAUCACCACUGGUCACUUGGCAGUACCAACGUGGCAUACACUUGGCCCUGGUCAAUAUGAUUUGAAAUCAUUCGUGGAUGACUGGGGAACUAUACAUAAGAAGAAACAUGGAAAGAUGGGCAAAGUGCAGCAGCACCCAGACAAACCAUCAGAGAGAAUACUAGUUUCUACCCUGUCACAAUGUCCAAAAGAAAUGGGUGCCCCUGGACCAGGAGCUUAUAAUGCUAAAGAAAUUUCCAAGCCUCAGGCUCACAAUUCCCCUGGCUUCCUGUCAUCUGCUAGGAGAGAUGACAGAAUGGCACAGAAAUUUUUCACACGAAACUUUAAUCCUGUUGGUGCAGGUCGUUAUGAUGUCCAGAAAUGGGAAGAGGCACAGCAUGUAAAUGGACAUGAGAGUGUAUUUAAAUCCAAGUCAGGAAAAAUAUCAUUGAAGAGGGAACAGUUCUUAAAGGAGAGGUUAAGAGCAAAAGAUGUCCCUUUUAAGGAGAGAGUAUUUAUCAUACCGCCAGAGAAGCCAGACGAUUACAUGACCAAAACAGAUAUGCACAUGCAGUUUUCAAAAAAGAAGGCAGUAACUGUUGCAUAAGCUGUGGGACUGUUCACAGUCCAAAUACUGUUAAAUGUAUUGAUGGGGCGGAUAGCCAUU
This is a messenger RNA of Lingula anatina, 1502 nucleotides long. RefSeq names its product ciliary microtubule-associated protein 2. The record is from RefSeq and is a predicted model, not a curated record. Lineage: Eukaryota; Metazoa; Brachiopoda; Lingulata; Lingulida; Lingulidae.